GUCAGGGCCGGCGCUCGGUGGACCAAGGGCGGAGGCAGGCAGCAGGAGGGAGGAGUCAAUCUGCCGCCGGCCGCACGAUACACGGGCUCACUCGCACACCGGGACAUCAUGACGGAGAACGGCAGCGGGGGCGGCUUGGACUCGGAGCCGAAUGGCGGGCUGUGCUGCGGCUCGGAGCCGGGCGACGUGCUCCGGCGGAUGCCGAGGAAGGCCGAGCCGCCCAACAAAGUGACGGUGGUGCUGGGCGCGCAAUGGGGGGACGAAGGCAAGGGCAAGGUGGUGGAUCUGCUGGCGCAGGAUGCCGACAUAGUGUGCAGGUGCCAGGGAGGAAACAAUGCUGGCCACACGGUGGUAGUGGAUUCUGUUGAAUAUGACUUCCAUCUUUUACCUAGUGGAAUCAUCAAUCCCAAUGUCAUUGCUUUCAUUGGUAAUGGUGUAGUUGUUCAUCUGCCAGGUCUCUUUGAAGAAGCUGCAAAAAAUUUAAAGAAAGGAAAAGGUCUUGAAGGUUGGGAGGAUAGAUUAAUCAUUUCAGACAGAGCACAUAUUGUAUUUGAUUUCCACCAAGCUGCUGAUGAUGUUCAAGAACAACAAAGGCAACAGCAAGCUGGAAAAAAUUUGGGCACCACAAAGAAGGGAAUUGGACCGGUGUAUUCUUCAAAAGCAGCUCGGAGUGGGCUCAGGAUAUGUGAUCUCCUGACUGACUUUGAUGAUUUUUCUGAAAGGUUUAAAGUAUUGGCUAAUCAGCACAUGUCAAUGUACCCUACUCUGGAUGUUGACAUAGAUGGGGAACUGGAGAGACUCAAGGGCUACGUGGAGAGAAUCAAACCGAUGGUACGGGAUGGUGUCUAUUUCAUGUAUAAAGCCUUACAUGGUCCUGAAAAGAAGAUUUUGGUCGAAGGAGCAAAUGCAGCCCUUCUGGAUAUCGAUUUUGGUACUUACCCUUUUGUGACUUCAUCGAACUGCACAGUGGGUGGUGUGUGUACAGGACUAGGAAUCCCUCCUCAGAAUGUUGGAGAAGUGUAUGGAGUGGUGAAAGCUUACACCACAAGGGUUGGAAUUGGUGCUUUCCCCACAGAACAAAACAAUGAUAUUGGUGAAUUGCUGCAGACACGUGGUUCGGAAGUGGGUGUCACCACAGGUAGAAAGAGGAGGUGUGGCUGGUUGGAUCUUGUUUUGCUGAAAUAUGCUCACAUGAUAAAUGGAUUUACUGCUUUAGCACUUACCAAACUGGACAUCCUUGAUGUACUCACAGAGAUUAAAGUUGCUGUGGCUUAUAAAGUCGAUGAGAAAGUAAUACCACACUUUCCAGCUAACCAAGAGGUCUUGAACAAGGUGAAAGUUCAGUAUGUAUCCCUGCCUGGUUGGAACACCAGCAUAGCCAAAUCCAGAACAUUUGAAGAUUUGCCUGCAAAUGCCAAGAGCUAUGUCCGAUUUAUUGAAGGACACCUAGGGGUGCCUGUUAAAUGGAUCGGGAUCGGCAAAUCAAGAGAGUUGAUGAUCCAGCUGUUUUAGGUUUGCUGGUGCCAAGAAGAGCCUGUUAUCACCAGAAUGGACUUCGGCAAGUUGAAAUCUGGACAUUUCGGUCUUCAAAUACCAGUAUUGUUUGUAUCUGGCAGAAAUGUAGGAAAUUACUGUUUUUGUAAGGGCGGAGGAAAUGAGGGGAAGAAAGGAUGUUCUUUUUAAAAGCAACGUGAAAAUGGCAUUCAAAAAAAUUAAAUUUCAUUUUAUUCAGGGAUAGGUUAAAUGCUGCUGUCACAAAGUGUUCAGAAUCCAUUGCGUUGUCAUUGAGAUUUGGUAUAACUGGCACUUGUUUAAUUAUUAAAUCAAUGUUGGUGGGGGUUUUUUUCAAGAGUUGCUCUGAAUUGGGCAAUAUUUUUAAUUAAGUUGGUAACUUUGAAAAUAAAACAAAAUUAAAAAUUAUCCCCUGUA
This is a messenger RNA of Leucoraja erinaceus (little skate), 1929 nucleotides long. It is a transcript of the gene adss2, whose product is annotated as adenylosuccinate synthase 2. Bases 109 to 1512 code for a protein of 467 amino acids. NCBI's taxonomy places the organism in Eukaryota, Metazoa, Chordata, Chondrichthyes, Rajiformes, Rajidae. Gene Ontology annotation, biological process: IMP metabolic process; 'de novo' AMP biosynthetic process. Gene Ontology annotation, molecular function: GTP binding; adenylosuccinate synthase activity. Gene Ontology annotation, cellular component: cytoplasm. The record is from RefSeq and is a predicted model, not a curated record. The transcript is spliced from 13 exons.